AUGACUGUUCUGAUAUUUCUAUCCGCUCUCCAUACACCCAAUUCAUCCCUCAGCCUCACCAGUUCUCCUGCACAUGGAAAACAAGAAAGUAUCAUUAGCUCAGGCCUGUGCCAGGGCCAACUCGGGGCAGGACCCGUGACCCCACCCCAGAAAACUCCCAGCCCCGGGGCUGGAGUCGGCAGCCAGGGCGACGCGGACGGCCCCCGACUGCCCUCGGAGGGUCCCGCCCCGCGGCGGACCGUGCCGGGCUCAGGGCACCGCCGCAGAGGCUCCCGGCCCGCGCCCCCGGAGCCCCCGCCCCGCCCGCGACCCCAGCCCCUAGCCCAGCGCCGCGGCGUCCUUACCCGGCGCGAAGCCGUCGGCUCCCGGCGGCCCGGCGGCCCGGCGGCCACGGCAGCGGCGCCUCCUCCACCGGCGGGCGCCCUCACCCUUCCGUGCCCAAGAUCGCCAUCUCGCAGCAGGCGCGGCGGCGACAGCCACCCAGGCGUCGGCCCCGGCAGCCCAGGCCGCCUGCAGCCACUCGGAACCCGCUUGCCGCGCUCGCCGACACCCGACCCUCCCCCCACCCCCACCCCGGCCACGCGCCACCUCCGGCCGACCCCACGCCUCCCUCCUCGGGAGCGCGCCGCGCCCGGAGCGCGCGCCUCCCUGCCGGCUCGACCCCGCGUUCAGCGACGCGGCCUCCCAGAGCCUCCAACUCCGGACCCGGAAUCCGGCUUCCCGCGAGCAUGCGCAGCGAGGGAGACCCGAGGAUGCCUUUGGAAGACUCCGCUUCUCCGGGUCUUCGGAGCGGUCGAGGGAGGGGGAGAGCCAGCCAAUGGGAGGGAGGGGGCGAGGCCUGAACCUGUGGAAGGGGAGGAGACGUCGCCGAGAUUUGGGAAGAGGCUUCAGUAA
Messenger RNA from Globicephala melas (long-finned pilot whale), 894 nucleotides. Lineage: Eukaryota; Metazoa; Chordata; Mammalia; Artiodactyla; Delphinidae. The record is from RefSeq and is a predicted model, not a curated record.